Molecule: messenger RNA, 913 nt
Organism: Elaeis guineensis (African oil palm)
Lineage: Eukaryota; Viridiplantae; Streptophyta; Magnoliopsida; Arecales; Arecaceae
Cellular component (GO): nucleus; cytoplasm
Source: RefSeq, a predicted model, not a curated record
CCCAAGCGAUUGUCCCGGGGCCAAGGCUUUUCCACGUUCUCGCUUGAGACAACUCUAGAAUCUUCUCUUCUCGCACCAAAAGGGGCAUCCAUAUCCCGCUCUCUCCUCUCUCAGGCGGGCGAAGUGACGACGGUGAUAUAGGGAGAAUGUGGUGGGACUGGGAAGAGUUCACAGAAGAAGCCGAAGAAGAGCAAGAAGAAUCUCCGAUAGAUUUCGAUUUCCUUUCCCUCUUAUCCAAGCCAAAGGAUUACUACAGAAUAUUGGAAGUUGAUUAUGAUGCUACUGAAGAAACCAUUAGGUCGAACUACAUUCGUUUAGCGUUGAAAUGGCAUCCGGAUAAGAAAAAAGGAGAGGACACUGCAACUUCAAAAUUCCAAGAGAUAAAUGAGGCAUACAAGGUUCUAAGCGAUCCUGUCAAAAGGCGAGAGUAUGAUAAGAAGGGGGUUCUGUAUACUCAAGAUUGCAAUGUCACUGAUUAUCUCAAUCGAAACAAGGGCUUGAUAUUGACAUGCAAUGGCCUUGGUGUCAGAUAUCCUAUAUGGUAAACUAGCAGCAAGUGGUGAUUUCUUUAAGAAUUUCUGAAGCCAAUAGCCUACAUUGGAGGAGUUCUCUGAUGUAAUGUGAAAUGUGCGCGUAAAAGAGUCUUUUUUUUUUUUUUUCUUUUGGUAAGGCGUAAAAGAGCUAUUUGAUGAAUUGCAAGAUUGAAGGUGACCUGGUGCAUUUUUCACUGUCCUUGACUUUUCUUUGCUGGUAGGUAAAUGCCAGAAGCAGCCCCAAUCUUUUUUUUUUUUUCUUUUCUUUUCUUUUUGAACAUUGCUGGAGUGCGAUUCGUGUAAAGCUACUUACGAUGUUAUGUGGUCUCUGAUGACUCUGUAUAUGAAGGCUUGUGCCCCAGGUUCUCCUUGCACUUGGA